CAAAAUGCCGCGAUCAUGAAAUAUCGAGACUCCUCGCCCGCGAUCGAAUUUAGUUGAAUGUGACGCGUUGCGAACCUAGUGGCACCAUUCGUUUUCGAAAAAACGCGAGGAAGGAAACGCGGAGAGGUCAAUUUAUUCGCGCGAUCGGUCAGCGAUCUCUCCUCGCGGUGCGAUUACGAUGAUGGACGUACCCAGGUGCGCGAACGAUCGAUGCGUAAACGUUUCGCCGGAGCUAUAGAUCGACACACAAAGAAGCGAGAAACCUUGGGCUCACACGGAAAGAGAGAAAGGUGGUUCUGGCAGAGUUUUUAAAAUGGCCAGGCAGCGCGGACCGCGCUCCGAGGCGAUGGAAUAUCGAGAUUCGGCAGUCAUGUAGAAGAAAGUCGAUGUCGGAUCAAAAGCUUUCGCGUUGAUCCUGCAACAGAUUUCCGCGAGAGAUUCGUCGCACAACGAACGAAUUCGGCUCGCUGACUUCUCAGUCUUGAACCGAGCGGAAGAAUGAGACUCUACUAAGUCAUCGAAAAGAUAUUAUCUGCGUGGCUCCGUAAGUUUUGCGAGUUAAGUAGGGACCAGAGAGGACGGAACGUCAUCUUGGAAGAAAAUGCCGUGAAUUUCGACCGAAGGGACCGUCACCGGUUGCACAAAUUUCCCGAAUUUUCGGUGAGAGACAAGUUUCGUGUGUUUGGUCUUGGAGUUUGAUUGAACUCGGGGGAUUUCGCAGCAGCUUGUCCGGAAAAUUGGCAGUGUGUUGGUUCGCCAAGAUUUUCGCAAUGCAUUGCAAUGGACCGCGCAAGAUUCUACCUAUGAGCGAUGCCUUUGAACGAAACGUUCGUCGAAAGUUGGGCCGUUAGUUCCGCUUCGUUGGAAUUCGCCUCGCCGAGGGCUGAUUCUUUCGCGCGAUUACGCGAGGCGGAACGACGUGCUUGAGGAUUCCGAAAGAGCACGAAACGCUCGCUCUCGCUCGCUCGCGCAUCUCGCGAUUCAUUUAUAAUAAUUGAAGCAAUCAUGCGUCGCACGAACGGUCGCGGUAGCAACGUCAAUGGCACGCGUCCAAACGUUACAUUAGGUUACGGAUUCCGCGCAAUACCGCGGCUAUCGUCCGUACAUGCACCAGUGUAUGGUACCUCGACGAUCGAGGGCUCGGCUCGUUCGUGAAUCGAUCAAAGGACCAUAUCGAGUCUCGAAGAAACGAUAAGAGAAAUCGAGAAAAAUAUCGAGGGGAGAACGAUUUAUAUAAAAAUCCAAGAUUCUACGGACAAUUAAAGUAAAUUGGAUCAUCGUGCGCAUACUUUUACGCGUGUAAUAAACGCCGCGUACAAAUACAAAUACAGUGAAUGUGAAAAGUGUCGGCUUAGUCGUAUCGCGCUUGUUCGUAACUCCUCCUCCCUCGUCGGGUUUUGUUAUAACGCGAGCCUGCUCAUUCUCAUUCCUCUCUCUCAAGCAGUGUGCAGAUUAUACAUAUACGUAUACACGCACGUCGUAUGUACGAGUGGUGGAGAUCGCGUGCCCGCGUGGUCUCGUGCCCUGACGCUUGUCGUUACACGUCCGAUCGCAAGUGUAACGAAACUUCCUGUAUACACGCGGUAUCGCACCCUGUCACGGUACAGUAAAGUUUACGUCGUUCUGUGUGGACCGACCUGCCGUUUAAACGGACUGGAUUCUAUCCUCGAGAAGCAGAAAGAGAGAGAGAGAGAGAGAGAGGGGAAGAAAGAGAGAGGAAGAUCUCGGCAGAGGUAGAUAUGUGCGGCGUGGGAUAUCCGUUUCGGAUCGGUCUCGACUAUCGGAAGUCGGUACGGAUUCGUCGGUACGGUGACACUCACAUUUAGGCAACCUGAAACGAUAACGAGAGUUGGAAGGGCGGGAGGGAGAGGUGUGCGGCUCGAGGGUGCGUGAACGGUUCUAAUCAACGUCGAUCGAGUUAGAUUAGGGUCCAAAGUGGUUCCGAAAGGGGCACCGAUAAAAGCUAUGGGCAUCAUGGAUGCGUGGAAGCGAGGUCGGAUAAUCUAUGCUUAUCUCAUAUGGGUCGUCUUCAAGGCUGCCACAGCGGGGGGACUUUACGAUACCAUGAAUUCGCUGGUGGAGGAUGUGGUCGUCGAGGCUGGGAAGAACGUCACGUUGGGCUGUCCGGGUGUAACGGAGGAUUCGCUGGUGUUGAUGCUCGAAUGGCGGGCGAACGGGAUGCGGUUGCUCGAGUAUAAGAGCAAGAGUACAACCGUCGUACGGCGAACGGAACAGAACAGAAUGUCCCUGUCGUUGAAAAAUUAUUCGUUGCAGCUGCAUCCCGUCACCGCCGCCGACACCGGCAUGUACGAGUGUCUCGUGAACAACCGGAAUGCGCCGGAAGCUGUGAUCAAGCUCAUCGUGCGAGAUGUGCCUGAUCCACCGGAACGACCGCUUGUCAUAAGUUACACGUCCAAAGCUGUGAAUAUAUCGUGGGCACCUGGUGUUAAUUCCCACAACACUCCAAUUUCGCAGUAUGUCAUCUACACCCGGAUCGACGAAAACGGUCCUUGGAACGCGACGAAGGAGAUCAUAACGCCUCACAACGAUACGUUCUACACCGUCGAGAACUUGAGGCCAUUCACGGUGUACAGCUUCCGAGUGGCGGCGAUAAAUGCUCUAGGACGCAGCAAACCCAGUCAAGCGUCCUACUAUAUGGUGACCCUUCGUGAAAUACCGGAAGGAAAGCCGACCAUCACGGCGGCCCAUAAUACCUCAGCGACGUCUAUUUAUCUGGCGUGGAAACCGCCGAAUCGUGAUACCAUACACGGCGAGUUCCUUGGAUAUCGCAUCGGAUACCGACGACGCGAGAAAGCGGAUGAAGAGAUGAAGAACAUCUACAUUCGCGAUCCUGCCGUCGACAAUCACAGUAUUCACAAUCUGGAUACCUUCACGCAAUAUUUAGUUUCGCUGCAAGUCUUCAAUCCCGAAGGUCAUGGACCGGCUUCGACCGUCACGGUGAUGACCGACGAAGGUGCUCCAACAAAGCCGGAGAAUCUCACCUCCCGGGAAAUCACGGGCAGCAGCAUUGAACUCUCGUGGUCGGAACCCGAGAAUGCCAACGGUAUCAUCGUCGGUUAUCGCGUUUACUAUAUGCAUUCCAAUUAUACGGAUGUUAAAAUGCAUAUACCCGAUAAAUCAGACUCGGACGACCCGAAUACCAAAUUUAUCCUGAAAGAUUUGAAUCCAAAUACCAACUAUAAGAUAUGGGUGAAAGCUUACACGCGGAAAAAUGAAGGCGAGCCUUCCGAUCAGAUUAUUCUCAGAACCGAUAUAACAGGACCAAGCGCACCUUUAAUUUUGAAUCUGACUUGCCAGUCUCACCAGUCCCUCUAUAUUCAAUGGGCCAGACCGGUUACUUUUUCGGGCUCGAUCGACUAUUACUACAUCAAUUAUCGACCAGAAAAUGGAAGAUAUUACGAGGAAGUUGAAUUAGCCACCCAGAAGAGUCAUCUCGAAAGCGGGGCGAUCAUACCUAAUCUGACAGUGAACACCGUUUACGAAAUCGUGGUACGAGGAGCCACUAAAAGCACAAUAAACAGCCGCAUCAUUCAAGGCGAGAGUUCUACACCGGCAAAGGUAUUGGUCACUCGUGAUUGCGACAAGAUACCGCCCUUGAUGCGUCGUAGCAGUAAAGAUCUCAGCCCCGGAGUGAUCGCUGGGAUGGUAUGCGCCUGUUUUGCCGUGAUGUUGGCAAUUACGUCCUUCGUGCUAUGGAAACCGAUCUUUAGGAAAUGCUUCCACACUGCCUACUAUUACCUGGAUUAUCCGCCGCGGAAUGUUCCCACUCUUCAGGAGUGGGAAAACAGCGAGCAAGACGGCGAGAGGACCGCCGUGGCCGUCCAGCAAUUUGUUCAACAUGUCGCGAGUCUUCACGCCGACGGGGACAUUGGUUUCAGUAAAGAAUACGAGCUCAUACAAUCCGAAACUGGGGACUACACCGUGGAGAAUUCCCAAUUCGCUGAGAAUAAGGCCAAGAACAGAUACUUGAAUAUACUCGCGUACGACCAUACUCGUGUGCAAUUACUCUCCUGCGGCGGUGGGCCUCCUAAAAAGGGUCAAGAUUACGUUAACGCGAAUUACAUCGAUGGAUGGCAAAAAGCGCGAGCAUAUAUCGGUACCCAGGGUCCACUCCCGCCUACGUUCGAUGGCUUUUGGCGGAUGGUUUGGGAGCAACGCGUAUCAAUAGUCGUAAUGAUUACCAAUCUGGUCGAACGCGGUCGUAGGAAAUGUGAUAUGUAUUGGCCCAAGGAAGGGACCGAAACAUAUGGUUAUAUUCAAGUGACUUUAGUAAAGGAGGACAUUAUGGCGACAUAUACCAUCCGUACUCUUCAAAUUCGACAUUUGAAGCAGAUUAAAAAGAAGAAAAAUGGGACCAAUAUGGGUGAACGUACUAUAUGGCAGUAUCAUUAUACUAGCUGGCCUGAUCACGGCGUGCCCGAUCAUCCAUUACCGGUUUUGAGUUUUAUUCGUAAAUCGUCUAAUGCUAAUCCGCCCGAAGCUGGACCUAUCGUAGUCCAUUGCAGUGCCGGCGUUGGACGUACUGGAACAUACAUCGUAAUUGACGCUAUGCUGAAGCAAGCUAAAGCUAAGGACGAAAUCAACGUAUACGGUUUUCUCAAGCAUAUCCGUACACAAAGAAACUUUCUGGUCCAGACGGAAGAGCAAUACAUUUUUAUUCACGAUGCCCUGCAGGAGGCGAUAGAAAGCGGCGAGACUAAUAUCAACUCCAACAACUUAAUGAAGCAUAUUCAAGAUAUGCUGUGCCCAUCGAAUAACAAGACUGACGCAUGGAAUAACAUAGAAGCUCAAUAUAAGCUGGUAACGUCAUGGAAACCUAAGGAUUUCAAUCUUGUGUCCGCUACCAAAGCCUGCAAUAUUCACAAAAAUCGUAAUAUGGACAUCAUUCCCAUCGAAAAUGCGCGUGUUCAUUUAACGCCAAAACCUGGUGUCGAUGGAAGCGACUACAUAAAUGCCACAUGGGUUUCAGGUUUUCAACGCAAUCGCGAGUUUAUUAUAACACAACAUCCAAUGGAGGACACCAUAAUGGAAUUCUGGCAAAUGAUGUGGGACCACAAUGCACAGACCAUUGUCAUGUUGACUCAAUGCGAUGAGGAAUAUCCAGAAUUUUGGCCCGUCGAAGGUAAGGAUCUCGAAUCCGAAACAUUCCGAGUACGACUUUGUGGAACGAAGGAGACCGUGAACGGGACUCUUCUAUUAGAAGUCGCGGUUCGAUCGCUGCAAGAUGAUUAUGAACUCAGCGCCAGGAUCGUUCAAGCACCAUCGAAUCAGAAUGGUCUAUGGCCGCAUAAUAACAAUCCAAAGACUUUUGUCAGCAUCAUCCAAGACUUUCAUCGAGAUUAUCAGAAUGGUCCUAUUGUUGUAAUGGACAGGUAUGGUGGGGUCGAGGCUGCGCUCUUUGUUCUAUUGACUACGUUAAAUAAACAGUUGGAAUUCGAACAAAGUGCCGAUAUUUACAUGUUUGCAAAGCUGCUUUAUAUGAAACGACCUGGCGUUUUCCGCUCACAGGAGGAUUAUGUAUUGCUGUAUCAAUGCUUGGAAUCCAUGUUAUCGACGAAAGGCCGUGCGGAUCCUGAUUUGUAUGCCAUGGCGAAUGGACACGUUGCCUCACUGAAUGACCCGAACGAGAUCAGGUCGGCCUCAUCGCUCCAACAUAUGCCGAUAGAUUAUCCAUCUAAGUCAUCCGUCAUUCGCGAAUACGCCACUGUAGAAGUCAGUUCCGAAUACCUAUCCGAUUACACCAUUCCCAUCCGCGUGGAUCACCCGAUUGAGUCAUCCAGCAGCCGUGGGAGCGAACCCUGCCUCUCCUCCCACGGCGGCAGCAAUGAUCAUGUAGUAUCACCAUCAGAGAAAAGCAUGGUGGUGUCACAGAGAAACAUUAGCUAUCAUAAUCAUCCACAAUCUGGCGUAUCCGUAAUGGUUGAUGCUAACGGUUAUAUCACAAAUGGCAGCAUGCGUGUACCCUCCGACAAUAUGGAGCCUAGUUGCAAGAUGAUGCCACAAUGAUGCCGGCCUAUCUUCGGUUGCAGCGCACCCUCGCGAAGGUCAGCCCCGCUGUAAUCGAAACUUCCUGAAAGGCUGGAAGUUUAAUCUUGACCUGACUGAUCUUUGCAUUGCGAAGGAGGUGAUAGUUCUCAUCCAAGGGAUAGCUGAAAGAUCUUCGAACGGAUUUCUUAGUGUAUAUAGAGCUAAACGUGAAUGUUAAACGUGAAAGAUUAUGAAUUUUGAUAAGAAAAGCCUAUUUCCGGCGUCGCGAGAGCGGACAGUGCCAAACAAAAAGACAAAAUUGCCGCCGAUGUAUGCCGAAUGGGUGACAUUUAUCUUAUCCGUCGCGUAAGUUUAUGCUGUUCAAUCGAUAUGUAUAUAUUAUAUAUAAUUAUAUAUAAUUAUUGACACACACAACACACACGCGUGCGCGCGCGUCUGCAUAGUCACAUGCGUAAAUAAAUAUGCAUAUACAUAAGUGCACACGUACAUGCUAUAUAUAAUAAGAUAUAUAUGUACGGGAUGUGUGUAUAUGUGUAUGUGUGUCUAUGUGCAUAUGUCGAAUAUCCGACAGCUUCGAGUUGCCAAAGAAUCAUCACGAUAGCUUAAUUGUUAGAAUGAUACUACCGUGGAUGAGUGUGUACAUGUACAUGUACAUAUAUAUAUACGUACACACGUGUAUCUAAUUAUUCUAUGUGUAUAGUUUAUUAUAUUCACGAGAAUGCGUCGUCAAGAUGAAAUCUUUCGCAUAUACAGAAACACAAUCGUCGCGCAUAACUAAACUAAUUUAUAAGCAUCUGCCCUCUCUCUCGUCUUAUUGAUCCAUUCGAUUUGGUCCAGCCCCAAAUGUUGGCCGCGCGAUAUGCACAGCUUAUCGUACUGUUACUGCCAUUUAGGAAAGAUAAUCGACGAUUUGCCGAAAGCGUUAAUUGUUAAUUCGUAAAAUUAAGUUUGGUCGUGUAAUUUCUCACGUAAGAUCGCUCAAUGCAUACAAUACAUAUAUAUACAUAUAUAUAUAUAUGCGAAUCAAAUCAAAACUAUUACAUCGUAACUACAACGUAUCGAUUAACUCGCACCAUCCAAAUGAUAUUCAUAAAAGAAUUGAACGCACAACUUCAUAGAAGAUGGUUUUUAAUAAAAUAUCUAAUAUGCUAAGAGACCUUUCUAUGAAAAAUGGCGCGAAUUCUACAGAUGCCAUAAGUCUUUCAUGAAGAAAAUAGAAGCCGAUACUAUCACUGGCGAAAUUUCAAAACAUUGUCGACAAAAAACACAUUGAUUCACAUUGUAUAGCUUGUAUUUUUCUUUAAUUAAAAAUAUGAUAUAAUAACUUUCUUACGGUGAUGACAAUCGCAAUAUUUUAAUAAUUAUAUAUAUAAUUUGCCGUUAUUUAUGUAUUUUAUAUAGAAAAGAAUCGCGCGCGUGUGGAACAAACCCCAAGGUAAAAUGACGUUUUUAAAUGUGUGCACAGUAUUUGCAUUUUUUAUAUUAUACGUAUUGAUAUUAUUCUAUAUGAAAGCAUAAACAAUCACAGCUUAUUGAAAAAAAUUGAAAAAUCUAUCUUGUAAAUGUAUCGAUAUUUAAGUAAAUGACUGAUUAUGCAUUCUCGUAAAAUUCGUAAUGCUUAUUAAUGUCAUUCACACAAUGUUAAUUUGUAUAAACAAUGCCUGUACGAAAACUGACUCAUAUGUAUAUAGCGUGCACAUAUUUGUAAAAUAAUAUUCACUUUGUUUUAUUAAAUUUUUAAAUUUGUUUACUAAUAAUUAAUAAGCUAAGAGCUAAGUUAACGACAAGAUGAAAGAUUCAACACAGAGAAAUUGACAAGUCGUUUUUAUUAUUUUAUCGUAUUGUAUUAAUUUCUAGAAGUGUGUCUAUUGAUUAUUACAACAUAAAACAUGCAGUUAGAUAUUUUAUGAGGUGUACGUUCCGUCGCUUGUGGCCUAAUUCUAUAGUACAAAUUAGAUUCUACGUUUGAACAACUCAUUUAGUUAAUGAACAAUUAAGUGCAAGAAACUUUCAAACCGGUUCAUUUCAACUUGCCGAAAUUAUAUUACAAUUAAGUCAUUUUAUACAUAAUUCUAAUAAUUACUACAAACAUUAGUUUACAUUAUAACGAAUGACAUUCUUCCGUUUUUAAUAUUGUGAGGUAAAAGAAAGAAAAAUGUAAUAAACCAUUUUGGUGUUUCCUCACGAGUAUAUAUUCGGCAGAUUUAUUUUAUUACAUGCUAUUACGCAUAUUAUUGCGAAGAUUAAAAUUGCUCUUCUGAAUCGCCCCUUUAGAUAAGCUGCUUUAAUAAAGCCAUUGAACGAAAGGGAGAGAGCAGAGGCAACGAAUACAGAAUGAAAUCGAAAUGUACAUAAAAGAAAGAGAGAAAGACAUAUGUUUUGUUGAUCAGUCCGCUGUGAUUAAUUAUGAGAAAAUGGUACAUGUGCUCGUUGGAGAAGAUUGCGUUACCAUGGAUAUACGUGAAUAUAGCGUCAUGAUUAAAAAUGUUCAUGUAAGCGUGUUGUAAGACUGAUUGUGUUGUUCGUGAAAAUCAGAAUGAAAAUCAAUUCUCGACCCGCGUUCACUUGCGUUAGAAUCGUGGCAAUCACGAUCGCGAGAGCGUAAAACAGAUUUUUCGAGAAAGGGAUAGCACCACGCGCGAUAUCGAUACUCCUUUCUCAUAGAGUUACACUUUUAAGAAUCACGAAGUAACGCCGAAAUAUAACAAGACGCUUGUGCAACGCGAAUAAUGCAAGCAUUUUCUGGAAUGGAUCGAAAAUGUAAAUCGAUCUUCGAGAUCCCGAGUAUUGAUCUUAUGUACAUCCGAUUAAAUCACAAUCAAGUCUCGAUUAAUCACCAAUUUAUAAGUACGCGAACGGAACACCUAUCGACUAUCGUCUAUAGCUAUAGAUAUUAUUAUAUAUGUAAACAAACGUGUCUUUUAAUUAAUGCCGUAAUAAUUUAAGUCAUCGAAAGAAACAAAAGCGAGAAACGAUAUUAUAUAUAUACAUAUAUAUAUAUAUAUAUAUAUACACGUACAUAUACACAUAUACACACAAAAAUACACGAAUAAGCUACACUGAAAGAAUGCAUACACACCUGAUGGACAACAGCUCACACAAACACGGACUCGUCGCGCUAAUAAUUGUAUGAAAAGAAAAAAAUAUAUUAUAUAUAAAUAUUUAUGAUAUAUGAAAAUGUGGAGGGAAUCGGAGAGAAUAAGAGAUAAUUGUGAAUGCGUGACGGACGAGGAAUCGUUUAAUCUUGAGAUCGGACAUACAGAGACAAUGCCAUGUAGAAGGGAUAGUGCUCGAAUUCCGUAAAUGAUUUGUACAGCUAGCGGCAAGAGCGAAUAUCUCGUGCAAAGCGGACAAAGACGCGAUCUAUAUACUGUAUUUUACGAUAUUACACGGUUAUAUAUGCAUGUACCUAUACACGGAUAACACAAAAUAGACGUCUAAUGAGGUAUGAAUGGCCGUCGAGAGACAAGGCGAUCGUCGAGAAACGCGAUCGCCCGUAUAUAAUUCGAUGAUAAAAUAGGUGGUGUGUAUAGAUAAAAGUAGACUCUAGUCAACAUAAUAUUUGUAAGACGACACAUACACACAUCUCGUUCGUUUUACACACCGUUAGUUCGCAUCUAAUUCUCUUGGCCUGUUUGUUUCAUUUUUUUCUUUUCACUACGAUAUGGUAUCGACAAGAUACAGAAAGAGAAAGAAAAAAAGACGGUCAACGCGUGAUUGCACUUUCCAUCGUUUGUCCACCGAAUGAUUAUAAUAAAAUAGCUGUGCUAUGAGAGAUAUAUGGAAAAUGAAGGAAAGGAGCACUUUUUUUUAUUAAAUUGUCACUUUGAAACGUCUAUACGGGAAUUGUUUCGUCGAUAUAUUGUAGAUAAUUUCUAACAUUAUUGAAUAGAACGAACAAAAGCGAUCAAACUUCACAGCAUCCGUCGCAGGGAUUUUUUUUCUUACACGCAUGAUAUGAUAAAGACUUGCGAUCUGUGCGUAACUAUAGCAUUCGCAUGGACCAUACGUGGAAGAAAGGAAAACGGUCCGAAAGUUUUAUAUUAUUAUUAUAUUUAUAUAUAUAUACACACACGCAUAUAUAUGUAUGUAUGUAUAUAUGUAUUUUAUUAAGUGACAAAAUCGGAAACAAAUCGAGCGCGGUCAAUAUUCAGAGUCUGUUAUAUGAGAUAAAAGGAUCUGGAGGAUAUGUAGAAAUGGAUGUAUCAAAAGAGAAUGUAUAUGUCGAAUGCCUACUCGAAAUUUCUCAAUAGACAACCGUGAAAAAUCACACUCACGAGUAUUCGUUCAAUUGUUUCGCGUAUAUGCAUAAGUUGCCGCAGUGUGUCUACGACUUUAUAAUUAUUUGUAAUUGCGAAUCGUCGCAGCACGUAUACAGGAAACUCCUGUUCGAACAUACGGCACUACGGCCUACACUAACUGUAAAAAAAAAGAGAGAAGAAGCUCUUUAUACAUAUAUUCGCACACAAUGUACUAACAAUUCACGAGCGAUCCGCCGGUUUUCGUCGAAACCGACCAGCGUACGAAAGCUGUAGCGGUUCGAAAAAAAAUUAGGAAGUUAGCGAGAGAGUCUCGAGGGACAAGGGGUAUCAUGAAUCCGCGCCAUGCCCAAUUAAUAUCCGACGAAUACGAGAAAAACGAAGCCGAUAUAUAAAACGACAGUCGAGACUGCCAAACGUAUCUACAAUUCUUCUUUUCUCUUUUUCCUUAACUCUUUCGCUACGCGGAAAAGAAUUUCAAUGGCGUAUAUUUUAUAUGUUGAUAAUAUUUCCAAUGUAUUUUAGAAACGUCUAUAGUCAAAGUAUUUUACAAAAGUCUAUAGAAAGAGAGAUUUUCUGAGAGAAAUUCGAUAAUUAGAGAUAAUUCAAAUUUCCUAUUUACAUAUUGGAAAUGUGUAGAAGGUAUCAAGUCAAAUAUAACAAUCGAAAAAAAAAAAAUAAGUCAUUUAUAGUUAUUAAACCAAUAUGUAUUUCUGUCUUUAUAUAAAAAAAAAAAAAAAACUAUAUUAUUUCUUCCUGAAAAUGCGCAAGAA
This is a messenger RNA of Camponotus floridanus (Florida carpenter ant), 11041 nucleotides long. It is a transcript of the gene Ptp99A, whose product is annotated as tyrosine-protein phosphatase 99A. Gene Ontology annotation, biological process: protein dephosphorylation. NCBI's taxonomy places the organism in Eukaryota, Metazoa, Arthropoda, Insecta, Hymenoptera, Formicidae. Gene Ontology annotation, molecular function: protein binding; protein tyrosine phosphatase activity. Bases 1966 to 6027 code for a protein of 1353 amino acids. The record is from RefSeq and is a predicted model, not a curated record. The transcript has 20 exons.